UUGGUGGACUCUCCAUUCUUCCUUCCAACUGCACUGGGUAACACAAUUUGGUUUAUCGCAGCAGUUUAUUACGUAUACAUAACAUUUUUAGGAUAUACUGCGUUGCCUAUUUUGCAUCGAACGCAGUAUUUCCUUUAUCCAAUGACGUUCCUGUUCAUUUCAUGGGUAGCUACGAUAACGGCAGGGUGGAAUAUCUCUAGAAGCGCCAUGGGCUUUUACCACUACAGAGUUCGAGCAGAUGAUUAA
This is a messenger RNA of Cooperia oncophora, 246 nucleotides long. The record is from the annotation of a GenBank genome assembly. NCBI's taxonomy places the organism in Eukaryota, Metazoa, Nematoda, Chromadorea, Rhabditida, Trichostrongylidae.